Colossoma macropomum (tambaqui) is the source of this 2154-nucleotide messenger RNA. It is a transcript of the gene ahsa1b, whose product is annotated as AHA1, activator of heat shock protein ATPase homolog 1b. Gene Ontology annotation, biological process: positive regulation of ATP-dependent activity; protein folding. The record is from RefSeq and is a predicted model, not a curated record. The transcript is spliced from 9 exons. The coding region runs from base 109 to 1122 and encodes 337 amino acids. Gene Ontology annotation, cellular component: cytosol. NCBI's taxonomy places the organism in Eukaryota, Metazoa, Chordata, Actinopteri, Characiformes, Serrasalmidae. Gene Ontology annotation, molecular function: protein-folding chaperone binding; ATPase activator activity.
GCGUGAACCAGCGAGAGACUUCGAGAAGUCGCGUGAGAGCCGCUCAGACUUCGCUCCGCUUCACGCGCUGCUACCGAGAUCCACCCGUUCCCGUUGUCCUGGUCGGUCAUGGCAAAGUGGGGUGAAGGAGACCCUCGAUGGAUCGUGGAAGAAAGAGCAGACGCUACAAAUGUCAACAACUGGCACUGGACGGAGAGGGAUGCCACAAACUGGUCUUCAGAGAAGUUGAAAGAGCUGCUGGUGGGAUUGAGUGUAGAAAGCGAUGAAGGCAAGUGUGAGAUCACAGAGGUCACAAAGGUGGAAGGUGAGGCUUCCAUUAACAAUCGCAAAGGGAAGCUCAUCUUCUUUUACGAAUGGAACUUGAAGGCCAAAUGGAAAGGAACAUCAAAAUCAGGAAUCAAAUACAAAGGAAAUAUUGAGGUUCCAAACCUUUCAGAUGAAAAUGAAAUGGAAGAUCUUGAUAUCAGUGUGAGCCUUUGUAAAGGUGAGCCUGAUACACCACUGUUUGAUUUGAUGAAGAAAGAGGGAUCAGAAAAGGUUCGUGUGGCACUGAACAGCUAUCUAGGGCUUCUCAAAACAGAGUUCACACAGGGUAUGAUCUUACCUACAGCCAAUGGGGUGAGCAAAGAGCAAACAUCUCAGAAUAAAGUCAAAAUGGACAGAACUCAGAUUGGUUCUAGCAGCACAGCUGCUCCCCCUACAACAGGGGUGAAGAUCCCCACCUGCAAGUUCUCGCUAAGGGACACAUUCCUUACCUCACCAGAGGAGCUCUACAGAGUCUUUCUCAACCAGGAGAUGGUACAAGCAUUUACACACACUGCUGCUGUAGUUGAGCCUGAAAAGGGAGGCAAGUUCCGCCUGUUGGAAGGGAAUGUAUUCGGAGAGUUCCAGGAGCUGGUUCCUGAGGAGAAGAUAGUAAUGAAAUGGAGGUACAACACAUGGCCAAGUGAGCACUAUGCAACAGUGACCCUGACUUUCACAGACAAAGGCAAUGAGACAGAGCUGAAGAUAGAAUGCCGGGCUGUGCCUGAGAGUGAGGAGGACCGCACGCGAGAGGGCUGGCAGAGGUACUACUGCCAGGCCAUCAAACAGACGUUUGGCUAUGGUGCACGACUCUGUUGAGCCCCGAAUACACCCAUUGUUAUUUUUGGCCAUUUUUUUCCCUUUCUUCUUUUUUGUCCACAUGUACAAAUGAGAGCAUUGGAAUGUGACUCUACUGAAUAAGAGACAUUGCUCCAGCUUCUUGUUCCUUUCUGAUUUUGGUUUUUGACAUUUAAAAAGUAAAUCCAAACAUCAGAAAAGAAAAUGAAAGGAGAAUAUGAAUUACAGACAGGGACCUAUAGGAGGGGUGAGUCAUUCGUUCAUGUAUUAUCUGCAUAUGUGUGUAAUUAAAGGUUUUAUUGUAGCAUGGCAAUUUCUCCAUUUGGCACUCUUACCUGGCCUGGAGAGGGACAGGGUCGAAUGGUGCCUUUUUUUGGACCGUGAGUUUUUUGAUAGUUUUUUUUCCUGAAAGUGAUCUAUGACAAAGACCUAUGGAUGUCAUGGAGGAAUGAGAAAAGAAGAAUAAACAAAGAAACUGUUAAACCACUACAAUAAUCAGUUUCUUUUUGAUUUGUAUGAGACAAGUAAACAUUUUAGGAGAGGCUAACUUUAUUUCUGUAUAUGUUUGUGAAAAUCAUGAUAUCAUAUGGUAUUUUCAUAAUAAUUAUUAUUUACUGCUAAUUUUAUUCUUUGAAAGGAAAACAAGCUUGAAACAGCCCAAACAGUCCUUUGUGUUGUACAGAAUAUAUUGAAAUUUGUGUCAAAAGGCACAACUGGGCAUUCCUUCACAUAACUGUUUUUUGUAUUCAUCAGAGUUUGGAGUACUGUAUUCAUUUCCCCUGUAGGUUUUGUAUGUUUUAUUUAUUUUUCUCCCUGCGUAUGGAUGGCUCUCAUGAGGUCACUCAUAUCAUUCAAGACAUGACUUGCUCAUCAAUACAGAGAAAAUAUGUACACAAAGUCACAAUCAUCGUAAAAAUAGCAAAUUCUUGUUAUAAAAGAACACAUGCUCUAGGUUUACAGAAAUCUGAUUUUAUUUAUUUUACCUCAGCAUCACAGUUUCUAAACAAGUGACUGUUUCUUUCACUUUCUUAAAAUAAAAUUGCCCUUGCAUCA